AUGGAAAUAACUUCUGUUAACAGUAAUUACGUUGGUUCAGAAAGAUCAAAAAAACGAAGGAGAAGUAAUUUUGAUAAUGUUGGGAAGAUUGAAGAAAUGAAUAUUCAAGUAGUAGUUAGGUGCAGAGCAAAGUUGGAAAGAGAGGAAAAAAUCAAAUCUCCAGUUGUCAUAAAAACCACACAUCGUGAUGUACAAAUACGAUUAAAAACUGAGGAUGCAUCUUGUAAAAGUUAUACUUUCGACAAAGUAUUCGGGAAAGAAGCAAAUCAACAAAAAAUAUUUGAUUCUGUGGUUAACCCAAUAUUGUAUGAGGGAGAUUUGAAUAUUAGAUAUGGUAUUAGUGGUGGCAAUGUGAUUAUUAGUCCAAAUGCUGGUGUCAUCCCACGUUCUCUUUGCAGUCUUUUUCAAACUUUGGAAUCAGAAUCUGCUGAUUAUUCAGUGAAGGUUUCUUAUAUCGAAUUGUAUAAUGAAAAAUUGAAAGAUCUUUUGUCUAAUAAUAGCCAACAAAGUUUGAAAGUUAUAGAUGAUGGUAAUAAUAAAGGUGUUUUGUAUGGACAUGAAGAAGUGCCUUUAAAAGAUGCUGCUGAAGGUAUCAAUGUUUUGAAACAAGGAUCUAUUAAAAGACAAAAUGCUUCAACUAAUUAUAAUGAUAAAUCAAGGUAUCUAGCAAAUAAAAAUUUAGAGAUUACAUAA
Entrophospora sp. SA101 is the source of this 693-nucleotide messenger RNA. The record is from the annotation of a GenBank genome assembly. Lineage: Eukaryota; Fungi; Glomeromycota; Glomeromycetes; Entrophosporales; Entrophosporaceae.